AUGGGUAAUGGUUAAUGCUAAUAAACAAAUUAAAAAAGUGAAGUUAAUAAAAUUAUCACUGAAGAAAAUGUUCAUUCUGAUGAAUCAGAUCAUAAUCUUACAUCCAAAAUUACUGAUAGAGUUUAUAAAGUUAAUUUUGCUAGAAAUGAAUUAAUUUGGAGAUUAUAAUCAAUCAAUCAAGAAACGUAAAAUUUUUUAAAUAUUACAAAGAAUAGCUUAUUAUAUGUUACAGAAUUAAUCUUAUCAUUGAAUAAAUAUACUAUUCAAUAAUUAAAAACUAUGAUAAUUGGAGCACAUAAGACUUAUUAAAUAUUAAUUGAAGCUAUUAUUAAGAUGAAACCAGAAAAUAAUGAAAUAGUUCCUGUUUUAAGUGAAGAAUAUAAUAAUUUUAAACUUUUUUAUGAAUUACAAGCAUAACCAGCUUAAUAAUUGUAUUAUCGACCUGUUUAUAAUGAAGACUUUGAAAUUAUUAGAGAAAUAAGAGUUAAAAGAAUUAGAAAUUAUGUAAUUAAAGAAGAUAAUAUAACAGAUAUCUAAAAAACAUAAUAGAGAUUAUAAUAUUGGAUAUAAUUGAGUUAAAAAAAUCAUCCAAAUUUAUUAAAUCUAAGAGCAGCUGUAAUUUAAAAAAACAUAUGUAAAUAUGUAACUGAUUACAUUGAUGGAAUAACAUUGGACAAAUUUUAAAAUAAAUAUAUUUAAAAUUAAGAUAAAAUCAAAAUAAUGUAAUAAAUGAUUGAUGCAUUAAAAAUGCUGCAUUCCUAAUAAUUAGUUCAUGGAGAUAUAAAACCUUCAAAUUUUAUGGUUACUUUGCAAUAAUAAAUAAUCCUAUUAGAUCUUGAUUAAUUAGGAGCAGAGAGACAAUCAGCAGAUAUGACAUAUUUAUAUUCAUUUAAGAAUGAAUAAUGUCCAACCUUUUAAGGUGAUGUAUGGUCACUUGGUUUAUGUAUCUAUUCAUUAUUCUUUGGACAAAGAAUAGAAAAAAACUGGACUAUUGAAGAUUACAAAAGGAGAGACUUUCCUGCUUUUAAUAUUAGAUCUUAUGAACCUAUUUAAUAAAUUUUAGAUGCUUGUAUAAUCGAUAGUCCAAAAGACAUCUGGUACAUUAGUACAUUAAGUAAGUAAUAUUGA
Messenger RNA from Paramecium pentaurelia, 1128 nucleotides. The record is from the annotation of a GenBank genome assembly. Lineage: Eukaryota; Ciliophora; Oligohymenophorea; Peniculida; Parameciidae.